AUGAUAUCGAAAAAAGAAGAGAAGCCAAAAGUGGCUGCGGAAGUUGACGACGAUGAGCCUGACGACUGGGACAAGCGGAUCUUCAGCACUGGUUGUGCAGUGGAGCAAGACAAGUUGAAUGAAUGCUACUGGGCUAAAAAGGACUGGAGGAGCUGUAAGAAAGAGAUGGAGCGUUUUCGCGAGUGCUGGAAGCGACAGGGUAACGACGAACGCACCGAGACCAAGGACGCCUGA
Aspergillus puulaauensis is the source of this 234-nucleotide messenger RNA. RefSeq lists its product as uncharacterized. The coding region runs from base 1 to 234 and encodes 77 amino acids. Gene Ontology annotation, biological process: mitochondrial respiratory chain complex IV assembly. The transcript is spliced from 4 exons. The record is from RefSeq and is a predicted model, not a curated record. Gene Ontology annotation, cellular component: mitochondrial intermembrane space. NCBI's taxonomy places the organism in Eukaryota, Fungi, Ascomycota, Eurotiomycetes, Eurotiales, Aspergillaceae.